Chenopodium quinoa (quinoa) is the source of this 501-nucleotide messenger RNA. RefSeq lists its product as uncharacterized. The record is from RefSeq and is a predicted model, not a curated record. The coding region runs from base 1 to 501 and encodes 166 amino acids. The transcript is spliced from 2 exons. Lineage: Eukaryota; Viridiplantae; Streptophyta; Magnoliopsida; Caryophyllales; Amaranthaceae.
AUGCCGAGGAAUUCAAGGAGUGUAGCAGAGGAUAACGCAUUUGUUUCGGCUUACAUCAACGCCGGGGGAAAUGUUACAAAAAAUACAAAAAGGACUAAGGCUGGAUUUUGGAAUGCAGCUUGUAAAUUGUACGAACAAGCACGACUUGCAAAUCCUGAUGAGCUCCAGAAGAGGAGGAAUACUAAGUCCUUACAACAACGUUGGGAUCACAUUAAUUCGAAUGUGAACAAGUGGGUAGAGGUAUACAGUUACGAGAUACGACAUCUGAAGAGUGGACAAUCAGAUGCAGAUGUUGAAAAACGUGCACACAAUGCUUUUGCAAUGACAAAGCUGAAAGCGGAGGAAGUGCAAAACGAUCUGAACCAGAAUCACCAACUGUUGAAGGUAAAAAAACCACAAACUCGACCAGAUGGCAUAAAAAAGACGAAGAGACUAGCAAUGGAAUCUGGUUCUUCGUCUUCAUCUAUAAACCUUGAUUCGUUCAAUACAACUCUUGAAUAA